UGCCAGACCCAGACCCAGACCGGAAACGCAAUGCCUUCUGGUAGUUUUAGUUCUCAAAGGAGGACGGUUGAACACCGCGAAGAACAAAACCACACUUUCACCAUCAUAAAUAAAACAUCAGCCUCUAAUCCAGCAUAAGAACGAGCCCCAGGACAGUUCGGGUGGAUUCGGUCGCCGCCCGGAGAACAUCGGCUCAGUUUUGGGUGAAAAAUAAACAGGAAGUCGUUAGCUUUGUGGGACGUGUAGUUCCGCUCGCAGGCCGCGGAGCUUGACAACAACGCGCAGAAUAAAGAAAAAACAAUAAAAAUAAUCGAAGCUUCGCCGCUGAGACUACACCGUCAGCAUCGGCGCGGAGGUAAACAUGCCCGGCUUCACCUGCUGCGUGCCCGGGUGCUACAACAACUCGCACCGGGACCGGGACCUGCGCUUCUACACGUUUCCUAAGGACACGGCGCUGAGGGAGCUGUGGCUGAGGAACAUCUCCCGGGCCGGGGUCAGCGGCUGCUUCAGCACCUUCCAGCCCACCACGGGACACCGAGUCUGCAGCGUGCACUUCGCAGGUGGGAGGAAGACCUACAGCAUCCGAGUGCCGUCCCUCUUCCCUCUGCGGGGCGUGAACGAGCGCAGGAGCCGGCGGGGCAGAGGCAGGAAAGUGUCCGCUGGGGUGGCUGCCCCCGGCGCCUCUGCGACCUCCGGAAUUGUCCUCACCAACGUGCUGGGCAACACGGCGGAAGGAGCUGAGGGCAUCACCGGCGGAGAGGCGAACGACGACACCAUCACCGUGGUGCAGAUCGGCCAGAACGGGGAGUACCUGGGCACCGCGCGGCUGCCCGCUCCAUCAGAGGGGACCUGUUACACGGCGCCGAUCGUUAGUGUGGACGAUCUCAACGCGGACGACUCGUCGGUAGAUGCCGCGUCCAUCCUGCACCAUCUGCCGAUGCAGUACGUCAGUGUGACCAGCAGCCCGCUGGACCACUCGUACUCGCUGACCACCGGCACCACGUCCACCGAGCUGCUGCGGAAACUGAACGAGCAGCGGGACAUCAUCGCACUGAUGGAGGUGAAGAUGAAGGAGAUGAAGGCGAGCAUCCGUCAGCUGCGCGUGGCCGAGGCCAAGCUGCAGGAGGAGGUGCGGGAGCGGGACCGGCUGCUGUACGGCAACUCGGUGGCUAUCAGCGUCCGGAAGAAAGUGUGAACGUUGAAACAUCAACGGAAUACAUCCGUUACAGAGACUCGGACUAAUGCAGAGAUCACCGAGGGGGUUGGAGACAGCAGAUCCAGACCUAUUUUGUAUAAAACUACGAGCGAUGAAAAUUAAAUUUUCAUCAAGUAGAGCUGAUUUUUCGUAGGCCUGAUGUUAAAAGAAAGCUGGCUGCCUAGUUUAUGUAGCUGAUAGUAAUAAGCUCAUUGCUAAUCACAUACAAACAUGAAAAGUCCACUAUUGACCUGCAGCCCAUCCAAGGUCAAAAUCGUGUUUUAUUCAUACAACAGGUUGGACGGACUUACCACAUAUUUACGCCAGAACUGAUGCUAAAAGCAGCCUAGUUGCAUUUAAAGUUUUUCUCCUGAAGCUUCUCUCUAACACAGUUUUAACAUUUGAACUGAAUUAGGUGUGUGCGGAAAAUCUCAUUAGCUUGUAGAGUUCAUAAGGUACAACAUGUUAAAGAAUCUAAAGGAUUUCAUUUUUUAACCAGAACACUAUCCUUGGCUCAUUUAUGCUGUUGGUCAUAAAACUUAUAACUUUAUCUGAGUUGCCUUCAAAGUUUUUUUACUUUUAAUGCUGACAACAUCUGCACGACCAGAAAGUAAACUUUAAUGAAUUCCUUAAGACUUGAAAGGGCACUCAAAAGAUGGAAUCCUAUUAAAGGAUGCUGGUUGCAUUAAGUCAAUUUUGACUUUUUUCCUUUUUCCUGAAGAAAUCUUAAGAGAAGAACCAAGAAAAUCUUUUCUCAAGAUUCUUUAUGCAACUGAAAUAUAUACGUCUGUCUCCGAGGUUUUUCAGCGAAACUGUGCCUGUGUGAUCCGUGUGAUUUAUUAUUGUAUGUGCCUGUUUAUUGUCAGAUUGUUUUUCUCUCUCACAAAACAUUAGUGGCUGCAUCUCUCUGUCCUGAUCAGGAGCAUUUCAUGCACUGGAGAUCAGGCACAUUUAAGACUCUUCAACUUGGUCCGACAGCUAUGGUCUGCCCUCAUUUGAAGGAAAUUUAAUUUUGGCACCGACUAAUUUCAGAUGUGUCCUGACUUUGUCGAGUGUCACAGUAACGAAACAGACUAUGUCCGAGAUUCCUGGGGUACUCAAUGUUUUUAUCUUUGAGUAAAAACCCACAGGGCUGCACUUAGAGCUUUUGUUUGGACUCUUUAUAGGAAAGAUGAAAUAAAAAAAAAAAAUUAAAAGUU
Molecule: messenger RNA, 2394 nt
Organism: Pleuronectes platessa (European plaice)
Lineage: Eukaryota; Metazoa; Chordata; Actinopteri; Pleuronectiformes; Pleuronectidae
Gene: thap11
Product: THAP domain containing 11
Exons: 1
Coding region: 362-1195 (277 amino acids)
Biological process (GO): regulation of transcription by RNA polymerase II
Cellular component (GO): nucleoplasm
Molecular function (GO): RNA polymerase II cis-regulatory region sequence-specific DNA binding
Source: RefSeq, a predicted model, not a curated record